Macrosiphum euphorbiae (potato aphid) is the source of this 1536-nucleotide messenger RNA. Lineage: Eukaryota; Metazoa; Arthropoda; Insecta; Hemiptera; Aphididae. The record is from the annotation of a GenBank genome assembly.
AUGGAUAACGCGCAUCGGUCGGCCAUGGAGUCUUACGAAUCGGCCAUCGAGAUACUCAGAUACCACGUGGUGCCCGUGAGGAUCGUGACACAAAACGUAUCUUCCAACGAGAUGUUGAACACGUUGAACGAUGGACUUCAAUUGAGGUUUAAUAAGUACUCAACAAAAAUCGAAACAAUAAAUUGUGUUACGAUACUGCGUAAAAACCGAAUUGCUCAAAAUGGAGUGGUGCAUUUGAUAAGUUCCGUACUAAGUCCUUACAGUUAUUCAAAUCGAAAUUUGAUGCAAAUUAUCAACCAGAAUCAAGACUUAACAAUAUUUUCAAAAAUGCUCGAAGUUUCGCGUAUGCAUCAAAGUUUAAAAGAAACAUUUCAAACACUCACAGUUAUGGUGCCAACCGAUAUGGCAUUACAAAGAUUUCCGCAAAAUCAACUCAGAAGGAUAUUGAGUGACGAGACACUUAGCAAGGCGUUUGUGUUAAAGCACAUAUUACCGACACCUAUUUGUUUGAGUGCCGUCACCGAAGAUCAGUACGUCAAGAGUCUGGCGGACAGCAAUAAUUACGUGAAAUUCAGCUGCGAUGUGAAGCACACUGUGACGGCUCAAGGAAACUGCAUCAACAACGAUUUGAAAUUAUCGUCCAACGGAAUUAUUUACGCAAUAAACUUUGCACUGAGCUCCGAAGAAGGGAAAUCGGCGUUGCAGAUCAUGCAGCAUUUGGGUCUAAGCGAAUUUGUUCAGAUUGUCAACAUCGCCGGUCUCGCGCAGACGUUUGAAAAUUUUAACUCAUUAACCGUUUUUGCACCGACCAACAAAGCCUUCAGAUGUAUGAAUCCUAUGGAAAUGUAUCACAUCCGGUCCGACCCGAGUGCCGCCCGAGCGUUCGUAGAUUUUCACGUCGGGAGACAGAUGAUGACGGCCGAGAACAUUUACGACGGGAAAACCGUCGAGACCUUUGCUCCCGGGAAGCAACUCCGUCUGCAGUGCGUCCAGAACGAGUUCGGUGUCGAAGGACGUCGGAUUCACUUUCAAACCGUGCUAGGCUACAACGGGGCCGUUCACGUCGUCGACCAUGUAUUGUAUCCGCCGACGAUAUCCGUCGAAGACCUGAUCAGGAAAAACGAUAGUUUCAGUUUGUACGCGCAAGCGAUGGACCUGGUGCUGGGCGCUUCUCCGGGGGGUCGGACGCCAUUCGAGUUCUGCAGUGGCGUGCACAAUACGUAUUUCAUACCCACGGACUAUGCGUUCAGGAAACUCGGGGCCGUCGAAUUGAACAGGUUGUUCGGCAACCCCACACGCAUGCGACAAAUCCUCGACAACCACCGGGCCGGUCGGAUCCUGCCGUCGGCGUUGAUCGGCACGCGUCAGCAGUACGAGAUAAAAACGAAAAACGAAAUCGUCCGCGUAUCCAACGAAGACGACAAGUUUAUGGUCAACGAAGCUGAAAUAAUUGAAACGGAUAUAAUUACGACCAAUGGGCUGGUCCACGUGGUCGACGAUCUGAUUUUACCACAAAACAGACGGAGAAGCGAAUGA